AAUUUACUCAAUUCUAUAUCGAGUCCUCUGCUUUUUUUGGGGAAGCACGUGGUGGAUACGAGGCGCGCAAAAUGAAUUCCCAACUGGCAACAGCGCCCACCCAGCUGGGAAAACCUUUCUACGCAACAUAUUACUUCCUCACAUCGGACCUGAACCCGUCAUUCCUCCGCGAAUCUCCCCAUAACAAAGAGCGCGGAACGAAGGUUUACGACAAGUUGGUAGUCGGCAAACGCGAGGCAAGGGACGCUGUUACUGUGUUCACAGAUCAAGCGAGCGGCACCAAGGAUUUAAUUGGGCUACUCAGGAUCGAGUUCUCAGCUGCUGAUGCGUUGAUCCCUGCAGGGGUGCCGGUGUACUACGUAGUUCUGGGCGUCGUUGUAGUAACUGGCUCAGGCUCACACAAGAUAUUGAGUCUCGACGGCAUCCCGUACCCAGGUUACCCUACGAACAGCGGAUGAAGACCUCGACUCCGUCACUCCAAUUGGCAUCGACUGCAUGAUAGAUUCAGUGUGGUACAUUUCGCAUCUCAAGCGUUGAGGGUGCUCGCUGGCAGCUAGGUUGAAGAACGGCGAGUCGGGCUUCCGAGUUAUGCGGUCAUUGACGUGACCGCACCAACUCCACGAU
This is a messenger RNA of Suillus clintonianus, 624 nucleotides long. RefSeq lists its product as uncharacterized. The transcript is spliced from 4 exons. The record is from RefSeq and is a predicted model, not a curated record. NCBI's taxonomy places the organism in Eukaryota, Fungi, Basidiomycota, Agaricomycetes, Boletales, Suillaceae. The coding region runs from base 72 to 458 and encodes 128 amino acids.